GUAAAGCAGAGGCAGCGGGGGAAGAUGGCAGCUGCCGUUCCACAGCGGGCCUGGACCGUGGAGCAGCUGCGCAGCGAACAGCUACCCAAGAAGGACAUUAUCAAGUUUCUACAGGACCACGGUUCAGAUUCGUUUCUUGCAGAACAUAAGUUAUUAGGAAACAUUAAAAAUGUGGCCAAGACAGCUAACAAGGACCAUUUGGUUACAGCCUAUAACCAUCUUUUUGAAAGUAAGCGUUUCAAGGGUACUGAAAGUAUAAGUAAAGUGUCCGAGCAGGUGAAAAAUGUGAAGCUUAAUGAAGAUAAACCCAAAGAAACCAAGUCUGAAGAGACUCUGGAUGAGGGUCCCCCAAAAUACACAAAAUCUGUUCUUAAAAAAGGGGAUAAAACCAACUACCCCAAAAAGGGAGAUGUUGUUCACUGCUGGUAUACAGGAACACUACAGGAUGGAACUGUUUUUGAUACCAAUAUUCAAACGAGUUCAAAGAAGAAGAAAAAUGCCAAGCCUUUAAGUUUUAAAGUUGGAAUAGGCAAAGUUAUCAGAGGAUGGGAUGAAGCACUCUUGACAAUAAGUAAAGGAGAAAAGGCUCGACUAGAGAUUGAACCAGAAUGGGCUUAUGGAAAGAAAGGACAGCCUGAUGCCAAAAUUCCACCAAAUGCAAAACUCAUUUUUGAAGUGGAAUUAGUGGAUAUUGAUUGAAAUAGCAAUGCUUCAGAUUUAAAGACAUCAGCAAUGGCCUUGAAGAAGCUUAUGUAAAUAAUUACACCUGGUUACUAUUGUAAGGGAAAAGUCAACUGAAAAA
Messenger RNA from Rhinolophus ferrumequinum (greater horseshoe bat), 802 nucleotides. RefSeq names its product peptidyl-prolyl cis-trans isomerase FKBP3-like. NCBI's taxonomy places the organism in Eukaryota, Metazoa, Chordata, Mammalia, Chiroptera, Rhinolophidae. The record is from RefSeq and is a predicted model, not a curated record. The transcript has a single exon. Bases 25 to 699 code for a protein of 224 amino acids. Gene Ontology annotation, molecular function: peptidyl-prolyl cis-trans isomerase activity.